Porites evermanni is the source of this 5038-nucleotide messenger RNA. The record is from the annotation of a GenBank genome assembly. Lineage: Eukaryota; Metazoa; Cnidaria; Anthozoa; Scleractinia; Poritidae.
AUGGCUCUUCUACUGCUUUUGCUGAUGUUGUCGAACGGAAUAUUCUCUAGAUGUGACGGUAAAAACGGUUAUUUUUAAUAUUACGUUUCUAAUGCAUUCUCAUUCAGGAGGAUUUAACUUUUCAGUUGUACGAUGCGUUCUUGAGUCAUAAAACUUUUGUGUGACAAGUUUUUAGUCGGAUCUCUCUACUGACAUUUUGUUUCAAUAGUCAGGCGCGGUUGAGUACAAGAUUUAGGAAUAUUUAUGUCCAAAUAUCAUUCCAGUAUAAACGUUUGUAUGUCAUCCUUUUUGUCUAAAUCUAACCGUUUGAAAGAAUAGGCUUCACCGGAAAGAAAACAUAUUUUAAAAAGUUAAAACAUGACUUUUACAUAAAUUUUCGUAUUGGUUUGAAAACCACAUUUUUGUCUCUUACCCAACCAUUUAGCAACUCAGAUAUGAGGCUUCUGACAGGAAGUUUAAACAGAAAAUUCAUGAGAUUGUCAGUCCAGCUAAGUCCCAUGCGAAAGUCUUGUCUAUCACUGACUAGGCCAUGGCAUGUUUAUUACAUUUAACUUAAUUUAUCUUACUGAAUUGCCAAUAUCGAUAAGUGUUGUAAGACUCCAGUAACUUUUCUUAUUACAUUAAUGUUCCUUUCACUUUGCUUUGUUUGCUUUUAUUACCAUGAAAUUUAUUGUUUACUACUUACAAUAUAAACGAUUGCCCGCAUGAAAUUACUCUGCGAGCCGUGGAGACAUUUCUUUCGGGCAGGGUUUUGAGCAUGUACGGAGUCGUACGCGUCGCGUGCAAUGUUUUAUUUUUGUUACUUUUUUGGCCGGCGGGACGAGGGAUUACGCUGUGUUAUAUUGGAUUCCGUCCGAUCUAAAAUAGGGUAUUCGUUUGCUUUUCGUCUCUGCACUAGGCUUUGCUUCUCACUAAUGCGGUGAAAAACGCAAAUAUUCACAACACUGUAUCUAUUAAAGCGAGCUUUUGCAAAGUCAGCAGCAACGGUAGAGAAAACAUCGACGAGAAAAUAUAACAGAGAUAAUUAAAGCUUACUGAUUCCGACUCGCUCAUUACAUUUAGUGAAGGACAAAUUCCUCCUAAAUUCAAUUUAUACCGCUAUGUCACUUUUUUGGUGUUACUUUCAAAUCCUAAAAAAAUUGGAAUCAAGGAAAACCCUGAAAAUGGCGAUUCCGUUUUAUUUAGAAUUGCUCUGCUACUACUCUCUUCUGCCUCAACUAUAUAGGUGUAUGGAGUCCCUUUGGCUCUCGAUGGUCAGGAUGGAAAUGUGUUGCAACUUCGGAACAAAUUGGGCCAAAAGGCGUUCUCAAUUUAAAAUCCAAUGUUGUCAAAUGUCCAAGAAACGAUCACGAUUUGUUUUGCUUUCAUUAGAUUCAUUAGAUUCAUUAGAUUUUUCUGUUUUAGAGUUGCAAGUAGGAGAAAAGAUGACUGAGAAUACAGUCAAUUCUCGCCUUGCGGACACCUCGCUAUAACGGACGCCCCGAUAAUACGGACAGCAGCUAAAUUCCAAGCAAAAAUUAAAUACUGAGCAGACACUGACUGAUAUAAAUGACAAGCCCCUUUAAGGACAGCAAGUCCCAAAGAGAAUUAAAAAGUAGAGAACAAAAAACUCUUUGAAGAAAAUGUACCAAAACGUUGAUGCACGUGGAGUGUAGUUUACCCCCUGAUAUAACCUGACUAGUUGCUAUUGGUACCCAAGGGAUGCACUGUAUGUCAAUAUUUGUUUUGUAGACAAAAAAAAACCACUGUUGCAGGAGCCAAUUCCAUUUAAAUAUUCGUGUUUUCACGACCCAUAGUCUAACCUGUUUUCAACUUUACCGUAGGGCAACUCACAACAAGCUCUUCAUUAACAUUUUCCAUUGGAAAUAACAGCUUUUCUUCAAGUUUUCCAUGGUCUUCCUCGAACAGUUCUUCUACUCUAACCAGUAACAUGAGCUCCGCCAUUUUGCCGAAUGGAACAAGUAUUGCUGUAGCCAAAAGUUCGUCAUACACACCUUUAACAGUAUCUACAGACACUUCAAUACUGCCUUCAAUUGUUAGUAUCAGUACUCAACCUAAAAAUGUGCCACAAACUAUAACACAUUUAACAUCCUUUGGAAUAUUUUUAGUAACAUUCGGUGGUGUUUUAGUUGCAUUUAUGAUUAUUGCACUGAUGUGGAUAUGCUGUAGUGGAAGAGAAAAAAGGUAAGCCAAUCUAUUUCUUUAGAAGAAUACUGACUUAUAACAUUUCAACUGGCAACAGUUUCGCCACGUUUUUGAGGGUAGAGGAAAAGAAAACGAAGAAUUUAAACAUUUAAUGAUGCGGAUGUCGAUCAAAAUUUAUCACGGCAAGAAAUGUUGCAAGUUUUUCAAUUGGAAACUGCACCGUACGUCUUUUUCCCGCUAUUAAAUAUUUGUCCGCUAUGUUUACAGGUCGGUUAUAACGAUAACAGAGCUGCGAAAAUCUCGGUGUGGAUAAAAAAUUAAUGAACUCAACCAUGUAUCACUGAAUUAAGCUCACUAAUCCGUCAUGCAUUAUUUGAAACCGAUUACAGAGACGAAGCUAAUUUUGAGUUUUUGUUUUUUCUUUACCAUGUACAACCAAGAGAGCAUAAUGUUUUAUUGCAAACGCUAGUGAGUUUUAAAUAUCUACACCCUUUGUUUGUCCCCUUCCCCUUUUUUUCCAUCAUUUUUUUCUUCUGAACCUGACCUGUGUUUUUACACAUGCGUACUUCCUGAAUAAAACAAAAUUCCCAUGAUCCUAAAUACCAACUGGUCUUAGGGUACGUUCACACUGCACUGAAUUUUCGUCCGGUUAAAAGUUCGUGCGUUUAGGUCUUCCUUUCACGGUACCGGUUAACCGUGCGUAAACUUAGACGCCAAGCCGUUCAAAAGUUUGAAUUUAAAAGUUUUGACCGGCACAAUGUUAACAGCAUGACCGUCUAAAUUUUUGCACUACGAAGGAGUAGUUGCACGGAUGAGUGGUACUUCAGCUGGGAUGUGCCAUUUUGGAGUUGCUGAAGUAACGCUCUGUGAAUGGGCAGAUGGUAACACCACAAUCUCGUUCCCCGAGUCCGCGUUACCUGCCCGUUCCGCUGGACAAAGCAACGCGGACUAACACCACUAAAACCGUUCUCGUUCCCAGAGCUUCGAUUCUUUCGGUCAGCGUCGGGGAUCGAGAGGGGGACGCUCUGGAAACGAGAAUGCACUAAAAAAAAAGUUGAAAUUCAAUCCGGUUCGUCAGUUCCGUGUGAACAAAGCGAAAAUAACUGUUCCGUUCCGAAAAUAAGUGUCCGGUCAAAUUUUUCGUCCCGUGCCGUUUGAACGUAACCUUAGUCUUCUUCUCGCCACAAUCACGAAUUUUGAAUUUGUUUAAAAUUAGUUUUACAGGUUGUCCCCUAAAUUGUAUUUCCUCAACAAGGGUCUUAAAGCAACCGAGUAUUUGAUCUACUGGCAUGCUUUUCCUUCAGCCCUCAAGCACCACACAUUCAAGUCAAAUUAAAGCCAUGGAGGUAUGCAAAUCCAUAAUCGUUAGACUGCGAUCAUUUAUUGUUUUCAUCGCGUAGUGCAACGGGGAAGUAAGAUAGGAGCUGUUUAAAAAUAAAUUAUGCGCAAGAAGUGGCCAUCUGUGCCAUUUUGGUAUCUUUUUUUUUCUAGGUUAAAAUUAUAGGUAUUAAACGUUACCGACUUUAGCUUUGAGGUUUUCACCUCUAUUUAUCCUAGGUAAACCAAAUGAAGAACGGAAUAAAUUUUCCAUGUGUUACCAACAACCACAAGGGUAUUUGUACCAGCAAUCUAUAUGCAAUUAAUUUCAUGUAAUUUGUUACGUGCCCCACUUAAUCUUAUAGAAAGAUUUUACUUAACCCGUGAAACAGGUAGAAGAAUAGCUAAGAAUACUACACACUAUUGACCCUCACUAUCAUGCCGCACUAAUCCCAUUGUCUUUCUAUUUUGCACUCAGAUUUGUUACUAUCUGUUUUACGGUUCAAGUAAAAUCCCUCUAUAACUGACAUUUUUAGCCCACCACACCCACUCACUUGCUCCCCUCCUCUUUUCACCCCAAAGGUAUUUAGGGGUGUUACUGAUAUUCCAUCAGUUUAUCUAUGAUCUGUAUACUGCCCUUUCUCCUUCUUGUUUGUGUUACUUCUGCCAUACAGUCGCACAAAAGACCAAACUUCAAAUGAAGUAACAACGGAGGAAACUGAUCUUCCUACAAGCUAUCAGAACCCAGGCUUAAACAGGUAAACAAGCGUUUGACUCACGGCUGGCUCACUUCACACUGCCGAUCAAAAAGUUCAAAACGCCCCCAAUAAGAAUAUGAUGAAAGAUAUUUUAAAACGAAACUCACUACUGCGUUACUUUAGGUACCACCUUGACAAUAGUUACGGCGUUUUUAAUGAUGAUACCGCUUUUUGCGAUACAGUGAAGGUAAUGCAAAACAGAGACGUUGACGCCACUUAAAAGGCGACGCGUCCUUUCAAAUGUUUUCCGGCGGGAUAAUCAAUCAUUUUGAUCAUUCUAUUUCGACAAACUCAGAGUAGGAGCUGAAGAGAGCGGACGCUCACUCUACUCUUAUUAAUUUGUGGCCUUGUAGUGCACGUUCAAGUUUAUCUCCAAAGCUUUUUAAAGAAUUAACCCAGCAAAUUUUUUUUUCAGUUCAAAUCCAAGCCCUGUUUGUGGAACAAACAAAGCUACCCCAGGAACAGUGGAUAACAUUAGGUAAACUACAGAUUACAGACGCUCGAAGCUGCUAACCCCUGUGGCUGGGGUCAGGAACUGAACUAAGACUUUGAAGAAAAGCGCAAAAAAGUUCAAAGACCGCUGAAAAAUUUUUACUCUGUUAGACGAGUGCAGUUCGGUUAAUAAACCAUGAAAAUUACUUUUUUUUCCAAAGAUGACACGGUGACGAAUGACUGGUUCUUGGAGAUGUCAUAGACAAGUCUGUGUUAUAUUUAAGAGUUAAUUUCAAAAGUUAUUGAUUCUUUUUUGUUGUUGAUUUUUAUCAUCAGGGAGUCACCUCUUAUUUAGCAGUAAAAGUGCCCUACCAGCUUUCUGGAGC